This is a messenger RNA of Drosophila rhopaloa, 552 nucleotides long. Its product is annotated as larval cuticle protein LCP-17-like. The transcript has 2 exons. The record is from RefSeq and is a predicted model, not a curated record. Gene Ontology annotation, molecular function: structural constituent of chitin-based larval cuticle. Gene Ontology annotation, cellular component: chitin-based extracellular matrix. Bases 38 to 448 code for a protein of 136 amino acids. NCBI's taxonomy places the organism in Eukaryota, Metazoa, Arthropoda, Insecta, Diptera, Drosophilidae.
UCUCAGUUUUAGACACACGCACUCCAGUCCACCGAAGAUGUUCCGAUACAUGCUUGUUGCCUCCGCCUUCUUGGCCUGCGCCUACGCCGCUGCCUCCUACAACCAGGAUGCUGGUGCCUACAUUACCAAGAGUGGUGUCGAUAUCCAACCCGACGGUCACUACAACUACGCCUACGAGACCAGCAACGGAAUCGCCGCCCAGGAGUCCGGACUCGGGGGAUACCAAACCAACGGAGGCUACUCGUAUUACUCGCCCGAGGGACAGCUCGUCCAGAUUUCGUACGUGGCCGAUGAGAACGGCUACCAGCCCCAGGGAGCCCUCCUGCCCACUCCUCCUCCGAUCCCAGCUGCCAUCCUGAAGAGCCUGGAGUACAUCCGCACCCACCCCCAAUACGUGGAAGCCCCUCAACAGCACAGGGCAGGCACGAGAAGAACAAUCUUCGGUUAAGCAGUUUUGCAAGAAUUAUGUGAAAACCUGUUGAAAGCUUUAUUACACUUUGUAAAAAUGUUAUUGUGGAGUUGAAAUAAAUAAAGAUGUGAAGAAAACUUAAA